CAAUUUCUGAAGAAGUGAAGGUGCCACAGACAACUUUGAGAAAGGCAAUAAUAUGAUUAUAGCGAUCGGAGUAGCAUUUGCAAUGGGUUUUAUUGGAUGGGUUUAUGUAGCACUUUUGAAGCCUCCAUCUCCAAAGCUAUGUGGAUCACCAAAUGGUCCUCCACUGAGCUCACCUAGAGUAAAACUCAGUGAUGGAAGGCAUUUGGCCUACAAAGAAUUAGGAGUUCGUAAGGAGGAGGCUCGUUACAAGAUCAUUAUUUCUCAUGGCCUUUAUAGCUGCAAAGAUAUGGAUUUGCCUAUCUCUCAAGAACGAAUGGAGGAGCUUAAAUUGUACAUAGUAAUCUAUGAUAGAGCGGGUCAUUGUGAGAGUGACCCAUAUCCAUCACGUUCAGUAAGAACUGAGGCAUUUGACAUUCAAGAAUUAGCUGACAAGUUGGAGCUUGGCACAAAAUUUUACGUAAUGGGAUGUUCGGUUGGAGCGUAUGCUGUUUGGGGUUGUUUGAACUAUAUUCCACACAGACUCUUGGGUGCUUCCCUAGUGGUUCCUACGGUGAAUUUUUGGUGGUCUUCCUUUCCUUCAUAUUUAUCACAGCGUUGUUUUGCAAAGUAUCCUCAAUCAUAUAAACGUAUGUUUUGGAUUGCAUAUUAUACACCUUGGUUGAUGUAUUGGUGGUUGACACAAAAAUGGUUCCCAAAUUUGGAUAAUGAGGACAUGUUAUCAAAUUCUGAUUUAGUCAUAACAAAGAGGCUUAUGGAACGUCCAGAUAAGUGCAAUAUAGUACAACAAGGGGAACACGAAUGUAUCCAUAAAGACUUAUUGUGUAAUUUUGGAAAAUGGGAGUUCGAUCCCAUGGAGUUGAGCAAUCCAUUUCCUCACAACAAGGGCUCUUUUCAUAUGUGGCAAGGCAGUGAAGACCGCAUAGUUCCUAUUGAAUUGAAUCGCUUUAUAGUGCGAAAGCUUCCAUGGAUUCAAUAUCAUGAGAUUUAUGGUACCGGUCAUUUUCUAGUUCAUGAUGCUAAAAACUUAGAAGCCAUAAUAAGGGCACUUCUUGUCUUAUAAUUUCGUCUAAUGUCGAUUUGGGCCAAUGAGCGCACGAGUGACAUUUGGCAAUAGUAUAUUGUUGUUGAGUUUAAAAAUAAGCUCGGAGAUUAUGUAUGGUGCAUGGAAAUUUGUUUUUGUUAAGGUACAUGUUUGUCUUUUGUUAAGAUACAUGAAUAGUAUGUCGGCCUGUGUGUAUUUA
Cucurbita pepo subsp. pepo (vegetable marrow) is the source of this 1241-nucleotide messenger RNA. The record is from RefSeq and is a predicted model, not a curated record. NCBI's taxonomy places the organism in Eukaryota, Viridiplantae, Streptophyta, Magnoliopsida, Cucurbitales, Cucurbitaceae.